Parastagonospora nodorum SN15 is the source of this 990-nucleotide messenger RNA. RefSeq lists its product as hypothetical. The coding region runs from base 1 to 990 and encodes 329 amino acids. NCBI's taxonomy places the organism in Eukaryota, Fungi, Ascomycota, Dothideomycetes, Pleosporales, Phaeosphaeriaceae. The transcript has a single exon. The record is from RefSeq and is a predicted model, not a curated record.
AUGCGCGCAGCUGAUGCGCAUAUCCAGCAUAUUCAGUAUAACCGUUUGAAGGAAGAUGCAAAAGCCCAGGAGGCGCUCUCGCGCUCUGGUAAGAUUGCUUUUGCGAUCUACACCUGGCCAAUAUGGAGACUUUCGCUCAACCCUUUUAAGGCUGCUUCUGCUGCUUCUGAGCCGGGGGCGGGCGAUAGUCCAAGUGUCUUAAGGGGCGGAUUCCAGCCGGGUCAGCUUGCCCAAGAUCCCCACGUAGGCAUCAACAAGGAGGAGAUGGAGCAGUACACCGUAGUUCAGAUUGAAUUCAACAAGGGAGAGUUGAGGGGACCAGAUGUCGAGCAUGGCUACCGAGCAUACAAGGAUCGCCUUGCAGACCGAGAUACAAACGCUCUACAUGACUGGCUCGAACAGCUAGAAGCGAUUCGACGAGCUACGGCCACUGAAGCGCAAUACGUAUGGCAAUACUUGGCUGUCAAAGAGCACAAGUUUUACACUAUGGAAGAAGAAGACAGGGAAAAGGACAUAAUGCGGCGCGAGCUUCAGCUGCUCAACAACAUGGCCAGCGACUUCGCAUCGCGCGAUGCUAUACUCGCUUAUCACAUCGCGGAUGUGCAGAAGCGGCUAAAGCAGCCUGGAAAACAAGAACCUGUCACCCAGAACCUUAUCAUCCAGACUCAUGCAAUGCCCGAGGGACUCCCAGAAGACUGGGAAAAUCGCUACAGUCCACAUUUGAUAGCUGAGCAGGUUCGGCUGAACUGGGCCAGGCAGAAAGAGCUCCUGGGCUACUUCGAACAGAGCAGCAGCAUUUUCGGUGACAUCAAGCCUGAGCCUGGCUCUAUGCAAGAAAAGCAGCUUGCCGGCAUCAAGCAAAAUGCUGAGGACAUGAAGAAGAAUGUUGAAGCUACGGAGCGAUUGCUCAAGGACUUCGAAGACCAGAUUCGCAGGGCUGAAGAAUACACAGACACAGACGCAGAAGAACCUAAAUCUGCCGAACCUUGA